Messenger RNA from Periophthalmus magnuspinnatus, 2000 nucleotides. It is a transcript of the gene tmem240a, whose product is annotated as transmembrane protein 240a. Bases 587 to 1114 code for a protein of 175 amino acids. NCBI's taxonomy places the organism in Eukaryota, Metazoa, Chordata, Actinopteri, Gobiiformes, Gobiidae. The record is from RefSeq and is a predicted model, not a curated record. The transcript is spliced from 4 exons.
CUAAGGCACGAGCACGCGCACACGCACCGCUGGUGGGAGUGGAUGGUUGAACGCCUGAACUGCUGGAUGCUGGAUUCACGAUGGGAUAAUCACGCGUGAGAGGCGAGUUCCCGGGCGUUGGUGAAGCUGUGGUGGGAUUCGGUUUGGACUAUUUUGGAACGAACGAAGAAUGUGGGUCUAAAUCGAGUUCGACCGGAACCUACAGAAGAGAGAGGUGGGAGCCGGUUGAGGUGCUGCAGCGAGCGACAGCGGAGAAGGUUUGGCGAUUUAAGGCACUGGAUUCCGAGGAGGUCUUGGUAGGAAUCCCCCCGCUGCUCGAGGCUUCUGUCCCGGAUGGAUACAACACUCUGCAUCGCUAAUUAGGAUCGCUCUUGAGGGAACAUAACCACCAGUAACCCAUCGUAGACUGCAACAGACGACUACUUAAGGCUGAUCUUUUUUGCAUGGAGAGGGCGCAGUGAGGGCCGUACGAAAGGAGGAGGAGGGCGGCGGGCGGCUCCAUGAGCGGCUUGGGCUCCGCAUGCACCGCCGCGCUCAAGCUGAAGCCCCCGGGCCACGGUACGCGCCCGCUCGCUUCUGAGAGUUGAUGCAUAUGAUCACAACCACCAUGAUUUUUAUGAUUCUGGGCGCUUCAGUUGUUAUGGCGAUCGCCUGUUUAAUGGACAUGAACGCGCUACUAGACCGCUUUCACAACUACAUCCUGCCGCAUCUGCGAGGCGAGGACCGCGUCUGUCACUGCAACUGUGGAAGACAUCAUGUCCACUAUGUGAUCCCAUACGACGGGGACCACUCGCUGGUGGACUCCUCAGAGAACUACUUUGUCAGUGACAGUGUGACCAAACAGGAGAUGGACCUGAUGCUGGGUCUUCUGCUGGGCUUCUGCAUCAGCUGGCUGCUGCUGUGGUUGGACGGGGUGCUACACUGUGCCGUCCGCGCCUGGAGGUCUAGUCGCUACUAUGACACUCCCUCCUGGUCGUGGCUUCCUCAAUUCUGUAACCUGCGGGACCUGCGUAGACGGGCCCAGCUCCGGCAGUUGGACGACUCCAGCGGAAACAUGGUACACAUCAAACAGAAGCUCUACCACAACGGUCACCCCAGCCCUCGUCACCUCUGACUGACCAAACACUAACCUUUGACCUCCACCUUAAAACUUCCAAAAUGGCUGCCUUUAGAGACCUUGGGAAACUGCCCUCAAAGUUCCCUACAAGAGGACUUCAUCGGUACAGCCAAUGAAAACCCCCCAAAUCCACUGGAAUCCUGUCUUGUCCAAAGUGGGAGGAGCCAAACGGACAUUUUUAAAGUGUUUUCUUUAUCUGUAUAGAGACUUUUUCUGUGUUCAUUGUAACUUGGCAUGCUCUUUUAGAAGAGGGUAACACGUGGGUAGAGCUUGAUGCGACUGGGAACUUGGAUGAUUCGUAUUGUUUAUUUAUUUAUUUAUUUUUUGGUUGAAAUGGGAGGGUCUUGAUGAAAUGGGCGGGGUUUUGACAAGGUUGCUGCUUGUGUAAAUAGUUAUACAUAGGGGCACGUUGGGUUUUAGGGGCUGGGGUUAUUUAUUGUGUGUCGUUGAUAGAAAAAUCUAACAGCAGAUUGUCGUAGGAAUGGAACCAAAAGAUGUCUGAAAACUGGAUGUGAAAACGUGUGAUUUCUGCUCAAAAACACAGAUGAAAUUUAGCUUUGUUACUUAGUGAAUUAACUGAAUGUACUACUUUUCCCUGUAAAUAUGUGGAGGGUUAAGGUGGGGACGGGUUACUAGUUGGGUUCCCUGUGCUGCAUCUUUUAGAUGCCAACAAAUGAGUCAACAGGAUACAUCAUCUGCCACACACUUGCCACAUGGUUUUGUUUCUUAACCAAUUGCCUUUCAUGUACCAGGAGCCACCAGCCUAUCAGUAUUGAGCUCCCGGCCCUGGUCCCGCCCCCACCUUUGCCCUCUCUGUCCAGACAUUGCUGUUGUGAGGAUGAAAUGUCUGUUUUAUUAAAAGUGCUGUUGAAGCACAACAGUG